AUCCGGCCGCCCCGAGGCCUCGUCCUCGUCGUCGUCGUCGUCGGCGAGCCGCCGCCGCCGCCAUCAUGACGGACCGCUACACCAUCCACAGCCAGCUGGAGCACCUGCAGUCCAAGUACAUCGGGACGGGCCACGCCGACACCACCAAGUGGGAGUGGCUGGUGAACCAGCACCGGGACUCCUACUGCUCCUACAUGGGACACUUCGACCUCCUCAACUACUUCGCCAUCGCCGAGAACGAGAGCAAGGCCCGCGUCCGCUUCAACCUCAUGGAGAAGAUGCUGCAGCCCUGCGGGCCGCCCGCCGACAAGCCCGAGGAGAACUGACGCGACGCCCCGGGACCCCGGACGACCCGGACUCCCAGUCACCCCCCGGGACCCCGGGGACCCCGGCCUCCCAGUGACCCCCCGGGCCUUCCUCUGCCCACCGAAGAAGAGCUGACCCUCCGAGACCCUAGAAUGCCCA
Messenger RNA from Tachyglossus aculeatus (Australian echidna), 465 nucleotides. It is a transcript of the gene SF3B5, whose product is annotated as splicing factor 3b subunit 5. Bases 66 to 326 code for a protein of 86 amino acids. The record is from RefSeq and is a predicted model, not a curated record. Gene Ontology annotation, cellular component: precatalytic spliceosome; U2 snRNP. The transcript has a single exon. NCBI's taxonomy places the organism in Eukaryota, Metazoa, Chordata, Mammalia, Monotremata, Tachyglossidae. Gene Ontology annotation, biological process: mRNA splicing, via spliceosome.